This is a messenger RNA of Carcharodon carcharias (great white shark), 4423 nucleotides long. It is a transcript of the gene il17rd, whose product is annotated as interleukin 17 receptor D. The record is from RefSeq and is a predicted model, not a curated record. The coding region runs from base 22 to 2124 and encodes 700 amino acids. The transcript is spliced from 12 exons. Gene Ontology annotation, molecular function: interleukin-17 receptor activity. Lineage: Eukaryota; Metazoa; Chordata; Chondrichthyes; Lamniformes; Lamnidae.
GCUGCCCAUGGGAUCGGGACGAUGGCAGCUUGGCUGGAAGUUUGCGUUUCAAUGCUGACUUUCUGCUUGAUUUUCGAGCACGGGAACAAGGUUGUUGCCGCCAGGUCCAAGCAGCGGGGCUCAUUGCUGUGCCCUUCCAAAGAUAACGGCAGAACACUAUCCGACUUUCGAUAUGAAGAUUGUUCAUCCAUUGGGAAUCUGAAGGGGGAGCAUGCAAUUGAUAGAGUUCGAAACUUCUGCUUCAGCCAAUCAGUGCAGGAUGACUUGGUUGCAGUGAGAUUUCAAUGGAAUCCAAGCCCACUGGGUAUUGAAUGUAUCAGAGGCUUCAAAAUAAUUCUUCAAGAAGCUAAAGCAGUUGGGGCUGAAAAAUUUUGUCAGGCAUUGGUUUUAGAAGAACGAAAACAACUCAAAUAUUUCAAUAAAACACUUGUUUUGAAAUCGCAUCCAUUUCGAAGUUUGAAGUUUAAAACACAAUACAAUGUGACAAUUUUACCAUUUCCGAAUCUUGUGGAAGAAAACAAUACCUUUCAGUUUGAGGUUGAACACUGGUCUCCAAAGAACCUGGAUGUCAACCAACUAUAUCAGUCUACAAAUUUAAAUGUGACCUUUGACUUGGCUCCUUCAAUUUUUGGAUUUAAGGCCUAUCACAUACGCUGCAAAAUGGUGAACACUGGUUUCCACAAAGACAAGAACAUAUUUGUGGACAAUAAUAUGACCAUUGUGAGUUAUGUUUUUCAUGAUCUUUACCCAGGCACUUACGUCAUUGAGGUGACGGAUUCUAGCAAUACCACCGGCAAACAUGUCAAUUUCACAGUGAGGCCAGUGCAUUAUCCAUGGGCUGGUCCAAUCCGAGCAAUUGCCAUCACGGUUCCGUUAGUGAUUGUGUCUGCAAUCAUCACUCUCCUUACAGUGGUAUGCUGUAAGAAACAGCAAAAUCCGGUGUAUUCGGAACUGGAUGAGGAGAAUUCUGAAUCAUCUCCAUCUCCUCGGUCCAAGCCAAAAGUUUUCAUUUGUUAUUCCAGUAAAGACUGUCAGAAACACCUCAGUGUCGUUCAGUGCUUUGCAUUCUUCCUGCAGGACUUCUGUGGCUGUGAGGUUGCCUUGGAUUUAUGGGAACAUUUGGAAAUCUGUAAGGAGGGGCAAAUGGAUUGGCUCAGUCGGCAGAUCAUGGAGUCCCAUUAUAUCAUCGUUAUUUGUUCGAAAGGAAUGAAGUUCUUUGUAGAAAAGAAGCAUCGUAAACAUAAAGGCAGCUCUAGAGAUGGUGGGCAGGGAGAACAUUUUAUUGUUGCUGUUUCUAUGAUAGCAGAGAGGCUGCGCCAGGCCCGACUAAAUUCAGGCAACCCCUCCAAGUUCAUCGCCAUCUAUUUUGACUACUCCUGCGAAGCAGACAUUCCUGGUAUCUUAGAUUUGGCAUGCAAAUACAAACUGAUGGACCAUUUCCCUCAGCUAUAUUCUCAUUUACAUGCUCGAGAUCACAGCCACCCAGACCGAGACCCACGUGAAGUGAACAUUCGUAAAAGUAACUACUUCAGAACUAAAUCUGGACGCUCCCUGUACAUAGCCAUUUCUAAUAUGAAGCAACUUAUCGAGCAAGAGCCUGACUGGUUUGAGAAGCAGCUACUGCCACAUCUUCCCCUGCUCUCACAUCAUCAAGGACCAGUUAGAGUUGACUCUGGUCUUGUCCUGAAUGAGGUGGUUUUUAAACAGCCAGAAACUGAGCAUGAUUUUCACUUGAAAACCACUGCAGAUGUCACCCCAGUUAAUUCAGUGUCCUAUUCCAUAAUUCAGCACUUGAGCAUUAUUGGAGAUGCAGAUGUUUCUGAUCAUCAAGAUGCCAGUUCUCUGCUGAGACCCUUGCCACGGAUGGUGGCAGCUGUGAACCUGCCUGAAAUGCCCCGUGACUCUGGGAUAUAUGACUCUUCCAUUCCUUCAUCAGAAUUGUCACUGCCUUUAAUGGAUGGUCUUUCUUCAGACCAGACAGAAACCGGCUCCAUUGCAGAUAGUGUCUCUUCAUCCUCAGGGUUAGGGGAAGACGAACCGCCAGGUCUUGCAACAAAAUCGUCAAUUUCUGGACCGUGUAAAGUGGAAAUAGACAGGCACAUACAUGCUGCAGUAACUCUAUAAUAUUCUAUACCAUAGGGUAUGCAUUGCCACUUUACCUUAUCAGCUUUAUGUUCAUUAACAGACUCUACAGUAGUGAUGGUUUUAGCCACACUGUGAUCCUCAAUACAUUAAGAAAGUUGAAUCCUCUGUGUCUUUAAUCUACUAUUAUGGUUGAAGGGCCAGGUUGGUAGGCAUUGAGCAAGUGGUAUUGUUUUAAUACAAGGGCCAGUCAGUUUGAUAUAGGAUCAAUGUUUAAUUACAACAAUUAUAUCAUUAUAUUGCUGACACUAAUUUGAUGACACUAAUUUGAUGCUUUUACCUGUUUAAUGUAAUAUUUAAUUUUUAUGUACUGAUUUGGACCAUUUGGGCAUCUUAGUGAUUAGAAAUUAAUAUCUUGAUCUUUGUGAUUAAUGGCAAACCUGAUGAGUUUAACUGAUUUCACUUACCAAUAUUUACACCUGUUAAGAUACAAUGAAUGACAACUUAGGAAAGAACAUUAUAGGUGAAGUUAUUGUAAAAACUCAGAUCGUUUAUCUGACCAGUUUCAUGUUGUAGAGACCAGAGUUAACUAUUAGGUUUAGGUUAACAUUGGACAUGUACAUAUUUACUGAUGACAUAUUGCAGAUAAUUGCACUACUGUGCCCACUGGGGAGAGGGUAAUUGUAUAAUAAUUCUAGUUGAAACAAUAAUUUUAAAAAGAAAGUGCAACUCAUGUUCACUGAUCUUAUAAUGUGCUCAAAUCUGAAUUCUGAUUUAAAGCAUUUAAACUUAAAGCUUUUCAGACUACAAAAUAAUUCUACUUUUUCAAAAUGUCAGAUGCAGCUAAGAAAAGAAUGGAGUUUAAGUUUUUAGUGAAUGUUUAUUCAAUAAUUUAAAGUCAAAUAGAUGUGAAUAGUUUUCAAGAUAUAUAAUGUGUUAACUCCUAAAAUGCAGCUAAAGGGUAAGUCCUUUGUACACUGCUGUCACCCACUCAAACAUUUGUUACAUUGAUUUAGAAUCCAAUUUCCAAGAUAAUUCAGCCACGUCACGCACUAUUGCAAAAUAGCUGCACUGUUGCACUCGCUGCUGCAAAAUAAACUCAGCUCCCCACUUGAGACAUGAGUCUAUCCUUCUUCACACCUGUGGUUGGCAGUGAUGGCUUGUGUGACAUUAUUAGGUGCAGCAUAUUGAGUGAUGUAUGCCAAGAGCUGGAACAUAGCCUGUUAGUGUGCUCCUUUACUGUUCCUUUUCUCAGUAAGGAUGUAUUUUGUAAUUACUCUGCUAUUGACAGAUGAAUUUUACACAAUUAUGAUUUAUUGUACAAUACCAGACAUAGUUGUGGUAUAGUAAAUUAUUGAUGUAGUUUAGGUCGAUUUUGGUGUGAUGUCGUCUGAUGUUCUCUAAAAAGCGCAGCUUGGUUUGAGACACACAUUGUUCUACUUAGACAAAUUUUGUGUCUCUUGUAGCAGUUUUUGUUGUCAAUUUUGUGCAAACCUGUGGUCCUUUUUCUGUUUUUGUCCUACUGGCAUGAUGCAGUGUCAAGAAGUUAACCCUGUACGGGAUAUCCCAGCUGACCUUGACCCUAACUUUGCCCAGAUAUGCCAAUCCAGUUGGUGAUGACUAGAUCGGGAGCAGGCACAGCAGCUGGUUGUUUUUUUUUUUUUUGCUGCCACACCACCACCACACACCGCCUCCCCCCACCCCCCAGUCCUGAUUACCAGCAACUCAGUACAAACUGGAGAUCAAACAUGGUACAUUCCUAGCCAGAUAAACUCCUUGAGAUAUUGUAGUGCCAUGUUUAUUAAGGAAAGUAUUUGAUAAUUCUUCAAAUGUGUUUUCAGAUCAUGGAAUUUUAAGGACCAAAUCCUUCUGGUAAAGGGUUUGAUGAAAAUUUUAUAGAUAAAUUGAUAGGAAGUAGAAUAUUUUUUAUUGCCUUCAUUAACUUGACGUCCUGAGGGUUGGGUUCACUACUUCUACCUGUUCAGGUGAUUGGAGCAAGAAUUCAGUGAAGACUUCAAAAUAAUCAUCUCAAAUAUUGUAUGUGUCUAUCAUUACUUCCAUAAAACAAUAAGCAGUUGGUGUCCUUCAUUAGUUUCCUACAGUCUGCUCAUCAUUAUUUAAUAUCUGUGUUUACACCUAGUUUUUGCAGAUCAUAUUGUAUUUGUAAGGUUAUUUUGGUCAUUGUGAAAGACUUCGUUGUAGAGUGCUUUUAUAAACUUUUACAAAAUACCUGAUGUAUUCUUUAUACGAACUAUAAGUUAAGCUGACUGAGAAAAUGUUCUGCUGUUUUGUCUUUUUGUACUGGUGUUUUUCAAAAAAAAAAUAAAAAAUCCCAAAACCA